Molecule: messenger RNA, 1400 nt
Organism: Zootermopsis nevadensis
Lineage: Eukaryota; Metazoa; Arthropoda; Insecta; Blattodea; Termopsidae
Source: RefSeq, a predicted model, not a curated record
UAACAUCAACCAGACUACACAGUGCAACAACCCAGAAGACAGAAAUCUUAAUAUCAGUACUGUCUACGGUCUCUUACAGCUAAGAGUUCUAACUCUGUGUUGCUGCCUCUCCAACUUAAACAUGGCCUUUGCAAUUGUUCUAGCCUUGUGAGCCUUAAUUGCAUCUUCAUACUAGCUUAAGGAGUUUGUCUUGAUGCCAAGUUUUUCAUAGUCCAGAUGCCUUCACAUGCCAGGCAAUGAAAUUAAUUGUGUGUCUUGACAUAUUAAUAUGAAGAAUAAAUGCAGAUGAAUUGCCUGACACCUCCUGCAAUAGAUAAUAUAAGUGCGGGUGAUUCUUGAUUGUGUGAAUUAUAUAUAUGAAUAGUGUCCUACUCGUAAAAUGAAGUCAAGAUGAAGCUCUUAUAAUCAAGUGGUCACAAGUGUCUGGCUAUAGGCUGCAGCAAUGAAGCAUCAGUUCAAAAGUAAUAUUUGGACAGGAAUAACUGGUGAUCUCCUCAUAUGAGCUUAUGAGUUAGUGUUUCAACUCUUAGGGCAUCUUAUUUACAUUUUAAACAGAAUUCCCAAAAAUACUGUUGGCUGUACCACUGGCAAUGUAACAUACUGUGUGGUUUACGCAUGGUGAAGCUCCUGUUCAUUUUACCUGCAACAUAAAGCAGCUUUUGGACUCUUAUCAGACAUGCUGAUACAAAAAUGAAUGUGCUUCUAAUAAGCUGUUUUACUUGUCUCAUUUGAUUUACUGAUGCUUCCAGUUCUCACUAAUGAAGAGGUUGCAACUGAGCCCUGCCGGCUCUCGUGACUGGAACCAAAUUAUCCCAGGCCUGGAGGUGGAUGUGGACAGAAGAGAAACAGCUGUAGUGACUUCACUGGAGUUUAAUGGCUUAAAAACAAUGGAGAGAGUAAUGGCAGAACUAAAGGAGAUAUUUGGUGACUCUGGUCACUCUCCAACUUUACAUGACCUACAGAACAUGAACUACUUAGAGCAGGUCAUCAAAGAAACACUCAGACUUUUCCCUACUGUUCCUAUUAUUGGGAGAAAAAUCAGUGACCUCAAUAUAGGCCAGAAAUAUUCAGUGCUGAUGUUGAAAUCAUCACUGUCAACUCUACUGAGAAAUUACAAACUACUGGUCGGUGUUACACCUCUAGUCCUGGCUAAUGAAAUUAUACUGAAAUCACUGUCUGGAAUCUGCAUCAAUCUUGAGAGGUGAUGAAGAUCUGAAAGACAGAAACAAUGCAGGGGAAAUAAUAGUUAUGAUGGUCAAAAGACACUGCUAUAAAAUAAGCACUGCAGACGUAAGGUUUACUGAUAACUAUACAGAGGGAGUUUAUUUUACAGUUGUACUUAUAUCACUGUCAAUUUCUGGCCAUUAAAUGUUUGUAAAAGAGCCCUGAUCAUAAACAGA